AUGGAGAAACAACCGUUCUUGGGUUCUGCAAUUGAUAUAUACAACCCAAAUUUUGAAUCGCUUCUGGUCGGCUUCUGGCCGCCAGAAGCAGAAGCUGCUACCAAACGCGCAGAUUUUGGGCCGGCUUCUGCGCGACGCGCUUCGGGUUCUACCCCCGCAACGCACCGCCGCCGCCGCCAAGCCACCGGACCGCAGAUCCGCACCCAACGCACCGCCGCCGGACCCUCUCCUCGCCGCAUCGUCGUCUUCGCAGUGACACCGGCGCCCUUGUCCGUCGUGCUGGUUCCUCCGGUCCCCGACCAUCGCGUUGGCAUCUUCGCAGAUUUGCGUAUCGAGUUGUUCGUCUUCGGUUCCAAGAUCAAGUGCAUCCAAGGAUGGCCUGGAUCCGUACAUGACACUAGAGUACUGCAAGAUACUUUGAUAACUUAUGCGGACAGGUUCCCCCACCCACCAGAAGGUAAAUACUAUCUUGUCGAUUCCGGUUAUCCGAAUAGAAAGGGCUACCUUGCACCUUAUAAGGGUCAGAAAUACCACAUUUCCGAAUGGCAAAAUGCGAGGCAACCUAUUGGCAGCAAAGAAGUUUUUAACUAUGCACACUCUUCGCUACGCAAUGUUAUAGAGCGAUCGUUUGGGGUUCUUAAAAUGAAGUGGAGAGUUCUAUUAAGUCUCCCUUCAUUUUCGCUUGCCAAACAAUCGAAGAUAAUUAUUGCUUGUAUGACAUUGCAUAACUUCAUUAGAGAGAGUGCUCUACACGAUAGAGACUUUGAUGAAGUAGGACCUAGUAGCAGCAGUCAUGAUGUACCUUUAGGUGAGAGUAGUAGUACCACACCUGAUGAGUUAGACAUGAGUGCUUUUCGAGAUGCAAUUGCUAAUGCUUUAGUGGCGUAGUUAAGUAUGACAAUGUAACGGGACUAAUGAUGUAAUCAACUGCUCUAAU
Zea mays is the source of this 937-nucleotide messenger RNA. RefSeq lists its product as uncharacterized. NCBI's taxonomy places the organism in Eukaryota, Viridiplantae, Streptophyta, Magnoliopsida, Poales, Poaceae. The coding region runs from base 1 to 888 and encodes 295 amino acids. The record is from RefSeq and is a predicted model, not a curated record. The transcript is spliced from 8 exons.